AUGAGAAGGAAUGAGAAUACGAAAAUAAUUGGAGAGAAAGUUAUUCUCAUUCCCUAUGAGGAGGAACACGUCCAGAAGUACCACGAAUGGAUGGAAGACGAUGAGAUGCUAAGACUUACAAGGUCAGAGAGGUUGACCUUAGCAGAGGAAUAUGAAAUGCAACGAAAGUGGCGAUUGGACGAUGACAAGCUCACAUUUAUUGUAUUGUCCAAAGCUGUGUCAGAUACUGGUUGUUCUGAGGUAGAGAGCAUGAUCGGCGACGUGAAUCUCUUCCUAUCAAGUGGUCGUCAUUCUGGAGAGUUAGAAGUUAUGAUUGCUGAACAAGCUGCUCGUUGCAGUGGGGCUGCCACGGAGGCUGUAUCGCUUCUAAUUUCCUAUGCUCUAAAAGAACUCAAUUUGAAAAAUUUCUUUGUAAAAAUAACCGAGGAUAAUAUGGCUAGCUUACAUUUAUUUGAACAAAAAUUGCAUUUCAAGCGGGUUUCUUACAGUGAGGUUUUUGGAGAAAUUACUUUGGAAUUGGCUCCUUCAGCGCCGUUUGAUGAAUGGCGUAAAGCCACGGUUGUUCAGUAUAGAGUUUGA
Molecule: messenger RNA, 579 nt
Organism: Angiostrongylus costaricensis
Lineage: Eukaryota; Metazoa; Nematoda; Chromadorea; Rhabditida; Metastrongylidae
Source: the annotation of a GenBank genome assembly